Cololabis saira (Pacific saury) is the source of this 3473-nucleotide messenger RNA. It is a transcript of the gene map3k2, whose product is annotated as mitogen-activated protein kinase kinase kinase 2. The record is from RefSeq and is a predicted model, not a curated record. Gene Ontology annotation, molecular function: protein binding; protein kinase activity; ATP binding. The transcript has 17 exons. Bases 143 to 2101 code for a protein of 652 amino acids. Lineage: Eukaryota; Metazoa; Chordata; Actinopteri; Beloniformes; Belonidae. Gene Ontology annotation, biological process: protein phosphorylation.
CCAGCCUGACGGACCAGCCGCUCGGCGACGAGCGAAGCCGCCGCUAACCAGGUGCAAAGUACAAAAUGAAAGCUGUCGAUUAGAAGACCGGAGCCCCGACACCGGAGCCGGGACCAGCCCUCAGGAGAAAGGAAUCCCUUUGAUGGGAGAAUCCUCUUUCCUGGCCUCCUGGGUCAAUCGGCGUGUCACGAUGAUGGAUGAGCAGGAGGCCCUGAACUCGAUCAUGCAGGACCUGGCCGAACUGCAACGUUCCAGCCGUCCUGCACCGUUCCUGUCAGACCUGGGCAAACCCAAAGCCUCGUCCCCCAAGAACCAGAAUGACGUGAGAGUGAAGUUCGAGUUCAAAGGGGAGAAGAGGAUCUUGCAGUUCCCGCGACCCGUCAAGCUGGAGGACCUGAGAGCGAAGGCUAAAGUGGCUUUUGGACAGACGAUGGACCUCCACUACACCAACAACGAGCUGGUGAUUCCCCUGACGACCCAGGACGACCUGGACAAGGCCGUCGAGCUGCUGGAUCGCAGCGUUCACAUGAAGAGCCUGAAGAUCCUCCUGGUGCUCCAGGUGUCCUCUCAGUGUGUUUUGUACCUCCAGAACUCCUCCUCCAACAUGGACCUGUUACCGUCCCAUGAGGAGCUGGACAACACCGGAUUCAGGCUCUCGGACGGGAAGAGGAUGCUGGCUGUGAUAGGCUCCCACUCCACCGACCGCAGCUCUCCUCCCCCGGGAUACAUCCCCGACGCGCUCCAGCAGGUGGCCAGGAACGGCUCCUUCACCAGCAUCAACAGUGAGGGCGAGUUCAUCCCCGAGAGCAUGGACCAGAUGUUGGACCCGCUGUCCAUGAGCAGCCCGGAGAACUCAGCGUCUGGCAGCUGUCCGUCUCUGGACAGCCCGCUGGACAGUGAUUACCCCAAGUCCAGGAUGCCCAGAGCACAGAGUUACCCCGACAACCACCAGGACUUUCCAGAGUACGACAUCCCCGUGUUCGAGAAGUCGGGGAAGGGGGGGACGUAUCCUCGCAGAUACGGCAUUCCCUUCGGCCUGCAGGACUACAGCGACGGGAGGAAGACCUUCCCUCGGGCCCGGCGGACGCAGGUCCACGGCUUCCGCUCGCCCGUCAGCUUCAGCCCCACGGAGCAGUCGCCCAGCACCAGCAGCGGCAGCAGCGUCUUCACCCCCGACCUGGAGGAGGCCCCCGGGCCCGGCAGGAGGCGGCGGGGCAGCGACAUCGAGCCCAACCCCAACCCGCCGGCCGCUCCCACUCUGUCGGUCAUGGACAUCAGUCCGCCCAGCCGCUCUCCACGCGCCCCCACCAACUGGAGGCUCGGGAAGCUCCUGGGUCAGGGGGCGUUCGGCCGCGUUUUCCUGUGUUACGAUGCAGAUACCGGCCGCGAGCUGGCCGUCAAGCAGGUCCAGUUCGACCCGGAGAGCCCGGAGACCAGCAAGGAGGUGAGCGCGUUGGAGUGUGAGAUCCAGCUGCUGAAGAACCUGUGUCACGAGCGGAUCGUCCAGUACUACGGCUGCCUGCGGGACACCCUGGAGCGGACGCUCUCCAUCUUCAUGGAGUACAUGCCCGGCGGCUCCAUCAAGGACCAGCUGAAGUCGUACGGAGCGCUGACGGAAAACGUGACGCGCCGCUACACGCGGCAGAUCCUGGAGGGCGUGUCGUACCUGCACAGCAACAUGAUCGUCCACAGGGACAUCAAAGGGGCCAACAUCCUGCGGGACUCGGUGGGGAACGUGAAGCUGGGAGACUUCGGCGCCAGCCGGCGGCUGCAGACCAUCUGUCUGUCGGGGACGGGCAUCAAGUCGGUGACGGGAACCCCGUACUGGAUGAGCCCAGAGGUGAUCAGCGGCGAGGGAUACGGCCGCAAGGCCGACAUCUGGAGCAUCGGCUGCACGGUUGUGGAGAUGCUGACGCAGCAGCCGCCGUGGGCGGAGUUCGAGGCCAUGGCGGCCAUCUUUAAGAUCGCCACCCAGCCCACCAACCCGGUGCUGCCCGGCCACGUGUCCGACCACUGCAGAGAGUUCCUCAAGCGCAUCUUCGUGGAGACCAGGCAGCGGCCGUCCGCCGACGAGCUGCUGCGGCAUGUCUUCGUACAUUAACCCCUGGAGACUGAAGCCCCGCCCCCCGCCACGUACGGCCUUAUCCCCACCCCUGGCCACACCCCCUUCUAGCUGAGACCACAUUGGACCGGCUGGGAGGCAGCGGGGGGAGAUGGGGCGCCUCCGUUCGUACGAGACGCCUGGACGUGACUUUGUUAUUUAGUUUCCUGUAACGUGCACCUUACUUUCUGAAGCGACGGAGACGGAUCUUCAUUUUCACGUCCGAACGGUUCCUGUCUUCAGACGUGGCGACGGCGAGGACCUGCGGGAGGUGAGGCGCCGCGCCGACGCCAGAAUGUAGUCUCCUGCCAAACCCAGAGGGGCGCCGAUGUCCUGGCCCGCUGCUAACGACCAGAACCCCCGACACGACUCCGCUCAUCCCCCCCCUCCUCCUCGGCCCCCGUCUCUGCCGUGUGCCUUUUCUGUUUUCUAGCGAGCGUGGGAGCGAGUCUGGGAUAAAUGCCUUCACCCCGCUGAUCCACCUCCAGCCUUCAUGUCUGUUUUUACCUCCUCUUCCUCCUUUGUUGGGGCGACGUGGCGCAGCGCCGCGUUCACCUGCUGUUUCAGCUCCUCCAGCUGGUAACCAAAUAUCCCUCGGCCUUCUGGUCGUCGUGGGCGAGGAUCGGAGCCUCCGCCGCGGCUCCCCGCUCAGAUCUCCGCUGGGACGUCUCGCUGGUGCUCGUGCUGGACGUCCAGUGGUGGAUAACUCCAGCUCAAGGAGGCGCACACGUCCUUUUACUUUCCCACGAGUCCACAUCGUUUUCCUUAGGUCUGAAUGAAGCACCUGUGACUUGUUUGCGAAGGAUGUCCGGAGGAUGUCUGUGAAACUCUUCCUCACUUUCACGGAGCGACGACGUGAGUCUCGCCAUCAGACGGCCUCAUAUCUGCCCUCAAACACUCUUUCUGUUGCUUGUGUCUGGUUUAGAUUCGCUAAACUGAAAUGCAUAACGGACAAGUUGCCAAACGGGACCAGUGUCGACACGCCGCCGAGGGUUUUUAAUCAGAGUCUCAGCUUCUGAAAAUAACAAGUUCCCAGUUUUCUGAUAUUUGAUCAACCAAACAGAGUAUUUAAAUCUGGAAGUAUCUGCUCCCGCUUGAAUCUGCUCGCCGGCAGGUACUCGUCACAUGCUCUCCUUUAGUUUUUUGUUGUUUUCUUUGCCUCAUGCACUCCUGCAGGUUAUAUUCACACCUGAAGAUGUUUACAGGAUCAUUUAGGGGCCACCGCUCUUUGCCAAAUCAGAAGCAACACUUUAACUUGUCGCUUUAGCCAAACUACAUCAAGCAGCCAAUCAGAAUCACGUUGGUUCAAAUGUCCCGGACGGAUCCGAGGCCUCGUCACCAACAUGUGGUCCAUGUUGAGUAGGAAUCAUUU